This is a messenger RNA of Sporothrix brasiliensis 5110, 978 nucleotides long. RefSeq lists its product as uncharacterized. The record is from RefSeq and is a predicted model, not a curated record. The coding region runs from base 1 to 978 and encodes 325 amino acids. Gene Ontology annotation, molecular function: aldose reductase (NADPH) activity. Gene Ontology annotation, cellular component: cytosol. The transcript has 3 exons. Lineage: Eukaryota; Fungi; Ascomycota; Sordariomycetes; Ophiostomatales; Ophiostomataceae.
AUGCCGCUCCAGACGUCCUUCAAGCUCAACUCGGGCUACGAAAUCCCGGCGAUUGGUCUGGGCACAUGGCAAUCCGAGCCCAACGAAGUGAAGAACGCCGUCGAAGCGGCUCUGCGCGCCGGCUACCGCCACAUUGACGGCGCUGCCGCCUACGGAAACGAGAAGGAGGUUGGCGACGGCAUCAAGGCCUCGGGCGUCGACCGCAAGGAUAUUUUUCUCACUAGCAAGCUCUGGAACACGCACCACGCGCCUUCGGACGUCGAGGUGGCGCUCGACAAGUCCCUGGCCGACCUGCAGACCGACUACCUCGACCUGUACCUGAUCCAUUGGCCUGUCGCCUUCCGCAACGUUGACAAUGUCGAGCGGUUCCCCGUCAACGCCGAGACUGGGCAGAUUGACGUCAUUGACGUGCCCGUUGCCGACACCUGGAAGGCGCUCGAGGCCGUCGUGCGCUCGGGCAAGGUCCGCUCCAUUGGCGUGUCCAACUUUACGCGCGAGCGCAUCGAGAAGCUCUGGGAGACGGCCGAGAUCCGCCCGGCCGUCAACCAGAUCGAGGCGCACCCGUACCUGCAGCAGCCUGCAUUCCUCAAGUGGCAGCACGACAACGGCAUUGUGGUGCAGGCCUACAGCCCCAUGGGCAACAACAUCUACGGCAAGCCGCGCGCCAUUGACGAUCCCAAGGUCAUUGCGCUGGCCCAGACGAUUGGCCAGACGCCCGCCCAGAUGCUCAUCAGUUGGGCCGUGCAGCGCGGCACCGUGGUGCUGCCCAAGUCCGUGACGCCGAAGCGUAUUCAGCAGAACCUCGAGGUCAAGGAGCUUCCGCAGAGCGCGCUCGACACGCUGGCCGCGCUCGACAGCCACUCACGCUACAACUUCCCCAAGCGUCUAGGUGUCAACAUCUUUGGCGAGUGGAGCGAGGCCGACCUCAAGGCCGCUGUUAAGGAGUGGGUGGAGUCGCAGCGGAAGCUGAAGCAGUAA